Messenger RNA from Spirometra erinaceieuropaei, 2575 nucleotides. NCBI's taxonomy places the organism in Eukaryota, Metazoa, Platyhelminthes, Cestoda, Diphyllobothriidea, Diphyllobothriidae. The record is from the annotation of a GenBank genome assembly.
AUGCGAAUUCGCCUACAGCAUUGCAGGAGACCACAAGAAAAACGACCCCCAGGUAAGCUAAAUGUUGGCUUGUUUUCUUUGCCUGCUCACCAUCUUCAUUUCAGCAAUGAGCUAGCUCAACGGCUAGACAACCUUCCAAUCGCUGCCGACGCCGCCGCCGCCGAGAACGCUUCUGUGGAAAAUCGCUGGUGUUAACUGCGAGACACGGUCCAGGUGACGGCGCUCGCCGUCCUCGGUCGCGCUCCCCGCUAACACCAGGACUUGGUCGACGAAAACGAUGCCACCAUCAGAAAACAGCUUGCUGAGAAGAACCGCCUACCCAAAGCCAACGUAGAUCACUCCACCGAGGACAACAAAGCUGCUUUCUACCGCUGUCGCCGCCAACUUCAGCAAAGACUGCGCGAGAUGCAGGACGCCUGGACUACGCCAAAAUCUGAGGAGAUCCUAAGGAUACGCGGACCGCAACGAAUGGAAGAACAUCUUCUCCGCAAUCAAAGCUGUCUACGGUCCGCCGACGAAGGGCACUGCUCCUCUCCUCAGCGCCGACGGCAGCACUCUUCUGACUGAGAAGACGCAAAUCCUGCAGCGAUGGGCCGAGCAUUUCCGAGGCGUCCUCAACCGCCCCUCCGCCAUCUCCGACGCCGCCAUCGAGCGUUUGCCGCAAGUGCAGACCAACGCGCAACUCGACCUCCCGCCAUCUCUCCAGGAAACCAUCAGGGCCGUGCAACAGCUCUCCAGCGGGAAAGCACCCGGAGCGGACGCGAUCCCUGCUGAGGUCUACAAGCAUGGAGGUCCCCAACUCAUGGAUCUCCUGACUGCGCUCUUCCAGGAGAUGUGGCGUCAAUGUGAAGUCCCGCAAGAUUUCAAGGACGCAACCAUCGUGCAUUUCUACAAACAAAAAGGCAACUGCCAACUCUGCUACAAUCGCCGUGACAUCUACUUACUGAACAUAGCUGGGAAGAUCUUCGCUCGCAUCCUUCUCAACUGCCUCAAUAACCGCCUGGAACUGGGCCUUCUGCCGAACACGGUAAAUCGUGAAGGACUGUGGAAGAUCAUGCAGGAAUUCGGCUGUCCGGAACGAUUCACGCAGAUGGUACGUCAGCUGCACGACGGUAUGAUGGCGCGAGUCACGGACAACGGAGCUGUGUCAGAGGCAUUCGCAGUGACCAACGGAGUGAAGCAGGGAUGCCUGCUGGCGCCUACCCUCUUUAGUCUUAUGUUCUCUGCCAUGCUGAUGGACGCCUUCCGCGACGAAUGCCCUGGAAUCCGCAUCGACUACAGGACGGACGGUCACCUCCUGUAUCAACGACGGAUGCACUUCCAAUCGCGCGUAUCCACAACUACCGUUCACGAACUCCUCUUCGCCGCUGACUGCGCCCUGAACACCAUCUCGGAAGAGGAGAUGCAACGGAGCGUGGACCUGUUCUCCGCCGCCUGCGAGACCAUCGGUCUAAUCAUUAACACGCAGAAGACGGUGGUGAUGCAUCAACCGCCACCCAACUCAGCCACAGCCCACAAAGCGCCGUCGCAAAUCAACGUAAAUGGGACCCAACUGAAAGUGGUGGAGAACUUCCCGUUCCUGGGCAGUUAUCUCUCCCGCAACACCAAGAUCGAUGACGAAGUCGCCAACACGAUCUCGAAAGCCAGUCAAGCCUUCGGUCGUCUCCAAAGCACAGUUUGGAAUCGUCACGGUCUUCAACUGAACACGAAGCUGAAGAUGUACAAGGCCGUCAUCCUGCCGAUGCUACUGUACGGAGCAGAGACCUGGACGGUGUACACGAGGCAGGCAUGCCGGCUGAACCACUUCCACCUCAGUUGUCUUCGUCGCAUUCUGAGGCUGAACAGGCAGGAUCGCAUCCCCGACACUGAUGUGCUGGAACGAACGGGAAUGCUCAGCAUCUUCUUCAUCUUGAGACAAAUGCAGCUGCGCUGGAGCGGAUACCUGGUGCGCAUGGACGACGAGCGACUACCAAAACGACUCUUCUACGGAGACGUCGCAAUGGGUUCUCGUCGUCAAGGAGGCCAAAUUCGCCGUUACAAGGAUACCCUGAAGUCCUCACUGAAGCGCCUGCAAAUCAACCCGACGAACUGGGAAGAGCUCGCCCGCAGUUGUCCGACAUCGAGGAGAACAGUGAAGACGGGCACUGCUAUCUAUGAAGCCAACCGCAUCGCUGCCGCCAAAAUGAAACGCGAAGCACGCAAAUCACAACUUCGCCGUGUACGCAACGCCGCCGCGCAACCGCUUCCAACGUGUCCUCGAUGUCAACGGACAUUCCGGGCACGAAUCGGCGUUGUUGGACAUCUUCGGAUCAAAUGUACCUCUCGAACUGCACCAAACAUCGUCCUCCCGCACGCCUCAUCCUCGUCCUCUCUGCCGCCAUCUAACUCUGAAAAUUCUUCUGUACCACCACUUCCAUCCUCCUCCUUGUCCUCCUCCUACUCCUCCUCCUCCUCCACUGCCCCAACGACGGCCGCCCAGCCGUCUGUCGCGCAAGACAACACCGCACACACCCCUGACACAACACCAGACAUCAGCCCUUCAGCAUCCGACUCCAGACGUGAGGACCAGGACUAA